Molecule: messenger RNA, 1812 nt
Organism: Toxotes jaculatrix (banded archerfish)
Lineage: Eukaryota; Metazoa; Chordata; Actinopteri; Toxotidae
Gene: smyd1a
Product: SET and MYND domain containing 1a
Exons: 10
Coding region: 137-1576 (479 amino acids)
Cellular component (GO): nucleus
Molecular function (GO): protein binding
Source: RefSeq, a predicted model, not a curated record
GGGCCAGUGCUCCUGAAUGUUGGCGAGAAUUUCAUAAGAACUGUACACUCCCUGCUGCACUACCCCUCAGCCCGUCCCACCCUCAGCCACUUUCGCCUUCCUCUCUGUCUCCUCUGUGUUUUGUUUGGCCAGUACAAUGACUGUGGGGAACAUGGAGAGUGCUGCACUGUUUGAUGCAGGGAAGAAAGGUCGUGGCCUGAGGGCUACCAAAGAGCUCAGCGCUGGGGAAGUGGUCUUCGCCGAGCCCAGCUUCUCCGCUGUAGUCUUCGACAGUUUGGCCUCUCAAGUGUGCCACAGCUGUUUCCGACGUCAGGCCAAACUUCAUCGCUGCGCUCAGUGCAAGUUUGCCCACUACUGUGACCGCACCUGCCAGACUGCAUGCUGGGACGAACAUAAGCAGGAGUGCGGAGCCAUCAAGAAGAUUGGCAAGGCGCCCACCGAGAACGUCCGUCUGGCAGCUCGUGUGCUGUGGCGCAUGCACAAGGACACAGGCAUCGUGUCAGACAGUCAGCUGAUCUCAGUGGAACAGCUGGAGGACCACGUCGCCGACCUGCCUGCGGAAGACCUCAAGCAGCUCAAGACUGACGUGCACAGCUUCCAGGAAUACUGGUCUUACGGAAGGAAGCAGCACUCUGUCGACUACAUCUCACACAUCUUUGGCAUUAUCAAGUGUAAUGCAUUCACACUGAGUGAUCAGCGAGGCCUGCAGGCUGUUGGUGUGGGUCUUUUCCCCAACCUGUGUCUGGUUAACCAUGACUGCUGGCCUAACUGCACUGUCAUCCUCAACCAUGGCAACCAGUCAGCUCUGAGCUCUGCUCUCCACUCCCAGAGGAGAAUCGAGCUGAGAGCUCUGGAGAAAAUUCCAGAGGGUGCAGAGCUGACGGUCAGCUACGUGGACUUCCUCAACCUGUCCGCUGACCGCCAGAAGAAGCUCAAGGAGCAGUACCACUUUGAGUGCACCUGCGAGCACUGCAGCCAGCACAUCAAGGAUGACCUGAUGAUGGCUGCUGCAGGGGGCGAGGGGAACAAACCCUCUGCUGAUAAGGUGAAGGAGGUGACUGACUUCAGUAAAGAGUGUCUGGAGAAGAUUGAGAAGUCUCGUAUUCAGGGCAAUUACCAAGAGGUGGUGAGGCUGUGUCAGGAGUGUCUGGGGAAGCAGGAGAAUGUCCUGGCUGACACUCACCUCUACCGCCUGCGUGUGCUUAGCGUUGCCAGCGAGGUGUUUUCGUACACAAAGUCCUUCUCUGAGGCUGCAGACUGCUCCCGCAGGAUGGUGGAGGGAUACAUGAAGUUGUACCACCCCAACAACGCCCAGUUGGGCAUGGCCAUCAUGCGGGCAGGCGUCACCCAUUGGCAUGCCGGGCAGAUAGAGGCGGGCCAUGGCAUGAUCUGCAAGGCCUAUGGCAUCCUCAUGGUCACCCAUGGACCCAACCACGCUAUCACGAGAGACCUGGAGAUCAUGCGCACGCAGACUGAGAUGGAGCUGAAGAUGUUCAAGCAGAAUGAGGAGGUGUACCACACUAUGAGGGACGCCGCUCUGAAGAACCAGCCCAUUGCCAGCAGCUCCUCCCACUGACAAAGGGAUCAAAGACCUCCUCCGCAAGAAGUAGUCACCCUCACCGCUAACGCUCCUCUGUCGUUAAAAGCUCUGUUCUGAGGGCAGGUCCUCUAAAGCACCGCACCCAGCCCCCGUGCUGAGUCUCUGAACCACCCGUGUGUCUGAUGAUACACCGUUCACUGUAAACUGACACGUGCAGAUGUAACACAACAUGUUGCAUAUACAGUAUCUACAAUAAAAGUGGAGUCACAACA